This is a messenger RNA of Xenia sp. Carnegie-2017, 1303 nucleotides long. RefSeq lists its product as uncharacterized. The record is from RefSeq and is a predicted model, not a curated record. Lineage: Eukaryota; Metazoa; Cnidaria; Anthozoa; Malacalcyonacea; Xeniidae. Gene Ontology annotation, molecular function: protein binding. The coding region runs from base 45 to 968 and encodes 307 amino acids. The transcript has 3 exons.
GUAUUAAUUACAAUCAUUGUACCAGCAUAAAUUACGAAUGCAAGAUGAAAUGCCACCGCUGCUGCGACAAAAAAUUGUCAAAUGAAUUUCCAUUCUUUCCUUUGACGGAAGACUGUGAUCAUGCACUACUUCAUUGUCUUGAUUGCGCAAUUGAAAGUGUUAAAAAGUACCAGAUGUGUUCUUUGUGUGAGAUCAGAGUCACUGAAGACAAUGUCAUGUACAAGGAAUAUCUGGAGGCAUUGGAAUUCCUCUUUCCAAAUGAAGAGAAUGAAGAAAUACCGAGUAAAGAAACAACAUACAUGCUACAGACAGGCAAUCUUUACAUCACAACCAUGUCUGGAGAAUCACUGACUCUAACUUAUUAUCAAAAUAAGAGAAUUUCAGAUCUGAAGAAAGAAGUGCAAAGUGGUCUCAAAACAGAGCCAGAAAAGCAGCGUCUACUUUAUCAAAAUAAAGAGCUCAAGGUUUACAGUCCAGGUCAUGGUGCAAUGACAUUAAAAGACUACAAUAUUCCACCAAACAGUACACUACAUCUUAUUGUUGUAUUGUGUGCAGUACCUGAUGAUUUAGAUGAAGUUGUCUUUGAUUUUUGUUGGGGAUUACCUUAUGGAAGGUCACGUGAUUAUUUGGAUGUUUCAGUGUUUGCAUACAGUGGAACUAAUGAUCUUGGUACCAUAUACUAUCGAAAUCGUUCUUUGAUGCAAGUCCCUGGAGUUGAGCAUUCAGGUCCUGCAUAUAUGGGUGUUGGUGAAGGACGUCAAAGAGUAAAUGUAAACCUUCAGUCCAUUCCUCAGCAUAUUGAUAAAAUAGUUUUCACACUCAGUGCUUGGGGUUCAUCCAACAUUUCAAAGUAUCCAUACUACAGGCUUAAGUUUUACGACAGGAAGUUUCCUGACCAACAACUAUGUAAUGAUAAAGUUGAUGCACAUCUUCUCCACCACAGAUCAAUCAUUAUGUGCAGUCUCUAAAAAGAAUGGCAGAUGGGAGGUCAUUGAGGUGAAACAGGGAUCAGAUGGAUUUACAAGAAAUUAUUUCCCUUGAGAUCAAAAAUUGAAUCAUUGAUUAGACUCAACCUUCUCUAAAGAUACCAAUAACCAGAACUGAAGUAUUGUCAUUCAUAGCAAAUAGAAUAUAUAGCGUAUGAAAUAAAUUGCCAUCAAGUUAUCAACCAUAUAAGUGAUAAAACUUGUAAAUCAUUUUCUAAUUGCACAGGAAAUUAUGUAAUAUAAAGUAAGUAAAAUAUACAUCACCUGUAAUUUCACCGAAAUGUUAUCUAAAAUUAAAUUUACACGAUUUCUUCGAA